Triticum aestivum (bread wheat) is the source of this 6864-nucleotide messenger RNA. RefSeq lists its product as uncharacterized. The record is from RefSeq and is a predicted model, not a curated record. The coding region runs from base 4490 to 6658 and encodes 722 amino acids. The transcript is spliced from 4 exons. Lineage: Eukaryota; Viridiplantae; Streptophyta; Magnoliopsida; Poales; Poaceae.
CCUCGUCAUUACCUGGUCCACUGUCGUUCUCCUAGGCGGCUUCGUCUCCAAUCUGGAGAAGAAGGACUUUUGGUCUCUCACAAUCAUUACCCUCGUCCUAACACCUCGGCAAUUUCAAUAGUUACUUCGAAGAGGCCUAGAUGAGCAUCUCCCACUUUAAUAUCGAAAAGAUACAAGUAUUGAUGCAGGUUGCCGUUACACAAGAAUGCUACAUAUGGAGAAAAAAAGUUGCAAGAGCAUUUCGGUGCACAUCUAUGUGUGCCCGCCCAUGAUCGUCAGGAGAUAGGAUAGGGGACGAUGAGAAUUAGCAAAACGGGUUUACAUGCAAAAAUAGCUAAGUAGUAUUGGAAUAUUUUUAAAGGUGCAUAAACAUGUGAUGGGUGAAAUAUUUUUGAAGGUGAACAUCUUGAUUGGUUUUGUGUUAAAUUUGAUCGUAAUGUGAUAGUUAAAUAGCGAGGCAGCCCUCGCAAAUGUGAGAGCAUCAUGUUAGCAAUCGCUACAUGUCAGAAGGUGUAACAUUGACCUUUAUUUUGUAUGUUAACAUAUGAUUAUGGUGCUAAUACAAACCAUAAAAUAAUUGUGAAAUGAUAAUUUACAAUAAAACUACUGUUAUUAUUUCUUCUAAUAAUAUGUUUAUAUAGUUACGAGUGUUGGUUUACAAGUACACCAAGCAAACUACCCACAACUCUCAUGCGCAAUAGAUUGAUUGUCGCAUGUUCUCGCAUGGCUACAAAGAGUCAUACAAUUGAAUCUAUCUUUUAAAGAAAAUUUUAAUAAAUAAAUGGCCAUCACACCCUUAAGCCUUCAAUUCUAGUGAAUUAUGAUUAUUCAGGUAAUUCUUUGUGGAUGCUUAUGUUGGUGCCUAAUCAUUAAUCCAUCAUUUUUGUUGAUCAUACCAAACUUUUCUUUGUACAUUGUCGAUAGUAUCAAUUCUCUAUGGAUUAUAGGAUGAUAAGAAUGAUAUUUUAAUUGACUAUAACUUUUCUAUACGGUUCCAAUCAUGUAUCUAUAUGUAGCAUCAGACUAGUAUUGGUCUAGGAGGUAGCAACAAACAUGUUUAAAUCAAACAUAACAUGUAAUUUUUUAGAGUAACAUAACAUGUACUGUCGUUUAUUGUUAAACUAUUAAUUAACAUGUGUAGCUAUUUUUGUGUGCGAUAUAUGUCUAACUAUCACUAUGAUUAUAUAUUAGUUGUGUUUUUUAGAUAUGAUGAUUUACCAGUUAUAUUUUGUAACAUGAUAAGAAAAUUAUUUUAGUUGACUAUAACCUUUCUAUAUCUACUUGUCUACUUAUCUAACCAUUAGAUUAGCAUUGGUUUAUGUGGUAAGAACUAACAUGUUUAAACGAGAAGUAACAUGUACUUGAUAUUUACCUUAAAAAUACUUUAUAUGAGUACUAAUAAGGGUUCAGUUGUUGUGCAAUUGAGAUGAUCAAUCAGUUUCGUUUCUAAUAUAAAGAUAUACUAGUUAUAAUUUGUUUAUGUACAUUUGUGAAGACUUGUCAUAUGCGAUCUUUUCAAAAUGGUUUAAGAAUGCAUAUGUAGAUCUAACUGUUAUGCCAUAUUUAGGUAAAAUGAUGAAGAUCCAAUAUAUGUGGUCUGCUAGGUAUAACUAUUUAGACGCGAUUAAAUCUAGUUGAUACGUUAUAUUUCAGUGCGGUUAUGUGGAUCUAACAGUGUGAUCUGCUUAGUACAUUCUAAAGAUCAAAUAGAUGACAUCCGCUUUUGUACAAUUAUGUAAUUUAAUGAGUAUGGUAUGUUUAGGUACGUUUAUGUAACUUGAUGGAUGUUAUCUAUUAAAUUACAAAUCCAACGGCUGAAGUAAUUUUGAUGAUGUGGAUCAAUGUGGCACCUUGAAAAAGUAUUGUAUUUUGCUUUUAGUGACGAUAAGAAGAACAUUUUAGUUGACUACAACUUCUCAGUAGUCGCUCAUGUAUCUAUUAUUGUAUUAUAUUAGCAUCUGUGUAUACGGUCGGUAUACUACUAUGUUUAAAUUAGUCGUAACAUGUAUUUAUUAGUUAUGGUUAAACUAAUAUUAACAUGUCUACUUUUUUUAUGUGCGAUUUCUAUUGAUGUGCAACCGUGACAAUCCAUCUGUUGUGAUUUCUAUAUGAAGAUUAAUCACUUAUAAUUUGUAUAGAUAUAGUUGUUAGAAAGAUAUAGCAUAUGCGAUCAUUUUAGAAUUGUUAUUUAAAUAUAACACUUAUGAUCUAUUUAGAUACACCGAAAUAAAGUUCUAAUGAAAUGAUUCACUUCGGUACGUCAUGUGGAUGUAACAUACAAUGUAUGGUUAGACGUGCUUAUAUAGAUCUAGUGGAUAAAUCUAAUGAUUAUGAUAUGUUUAGCAUAAUGAUGAAGAUAUAAUGUAUGCGAUAUUUAGGUAUAACUAUGCCUCGACUUCCUCCACCCCAAUGUGUCCCCAUGCAGCAUGACUCUCCUCCAACUCAUGCUCAUUGGCUAUUCCACCCUCUACGGCACGCCCAUCGACCUGGCAUGCAUCCUCCUCGUGCGACAUCGCCUCGAUUGGUAACCCCGCAUCGCUAGUUAACCUUUCCACACGUCCUGGCCAUGUGACACAUCCCUACGUCAGCUCUCGCUAUGUCGGGGUUGGGCUCGUCUGGCCAUCUUCCACCUAUGCCCAUGCCGGACCAUGCCGCUAGUGUAUCACCAGUGGUACUUGCUGGGAACUGACCUCGCAAGCCCCCCUUCCAGUGCCCCUUGUCCCCUGAGCAGCGUGCUCCGUGUGCCCUAUCCUUCUUCCGUGGCUAAGAUCUCUUACCAUUCACCCCUCCUUAGAUUGAAACACACACCUAACGCGGAUGUUCUUCCUUCUGCCACCUUCGGCUCCCCUGCAACAACUUUCCAUGUUAGUGUUUUUCUUGCAAAAGCUCUACGACCGCGGCACCUAUGGGUGUUGCUCACUUUUCUGAAGGCGUUGCAUGGAAUCCCUUCUACUGCUGCGCACUAGAGUGUUAACUACCUUCGGCUUUCUAUCCUUCGUUUGACAUGUUCCUCCAAAGCCGGGUUAGUGAUGCAUUGUUCUCCAUUUUCUCGUGGCAUUAUUCCCUCCUUCUAGGCUUUCUCCCUCCAGAGGGCAAGAAGAGCACUUCUACACGUGUACCAUGUGAUUCUUCUCGAUGGGCCUAAUGCAGACAGACGGUGAAGCUUGGAGUGAAGGAUGAUGUGUUUGAUGUGCGUUGGCAGAAGUGGUUCACUCGUUCUAUGAAGCCAUGCAUGUGGUUUCUCUCGGUCCGUGACCAUAGGUGUUGCUUCUAUGUUGUAUCUUUGUAUAAUGUGCUGCCUCGACAACAUCCCUCUUUUACUGAUGGUGCUUGUAUGUGCUUGUACUUGGUGUCUUUUUUUGUGCAUUCUUGCUUCAACAAGAAGUAGUACCACUGGGGAUGUUAACGUUUUCUAUCUGGUUUCCAUAUAAACUAGACCAAUCUAUUUUUGGAAUGCGAUUUUAUUCAGGUGGGGAUUUCUCCACCGCCACAUGUGGCUAUUUAAAAAAAAAAUAGCACAUGAAAAAAUAGCUAAGCAGGAAGGAACUAUUUUUAAAGGCGUGCAAGUACAUGAUAGGUGGAAUCAUUUUAAAGGUGAACACCUUGAGAGGUUCGUGUUAAAUUUUAUUAUGCUAUGUAUUUUACUAGAAUAUAGGAAUUGGAAAUUACGAAGAGUUAGAUAUCGAGCUUCCCAUGCAAUCAUGAACUCUGAAAUGCCUCGUCUAUGAAGAAUCCCAGUGCUGGGCCCUGCUGAAUAUUGUGAGCAACUAAGAAUGUAACUUGUGUGUCAACGUUUGAUUAGAUGCGUUCAUGGUGAUCAAUAUAUAGAAUGAACUUAAAAAGGUACGUGAGGUUAAUGGUGGGAUGCAUUUCUUGUUUUGUAGGAUUUUCUAGCAAUCUUUUGUUUUCCUAAAAUAUGAUCUAUUAUUUUUAAUACUAUUUAUUAGAUACACGUGGCUAUGCGCUGCUACAUAUUAGACUACAUGUGUUUUGUAUCUGUAUUUAAAAAGUUGUAUUCACUCUGUGGAUAUAGCUAAUAUUUAUGAUUAAUUUGUGCGGUUAUAAUAUAGGCCAUUGAAAUGAACCAUGGAGAUAAUCAAGCACUUAUAGAAGCUAAAUUUAACCCUUUCUAAAUAAUGACAUACUCCCUCCAUCCCAUAAUGCAAGACGUUUCUUGACAUGAGAUACUGGAAAGUGAACACGAGUUUAGGACAUUAUAGAAUAAUUUUUAUAUAUUGCAGGAAAAUUCACAAAAACACUUAGUGUGAAAUAGGCUUUUGUCUAAACAUUGUGUCAAGUUGUGAAAGUCAAGAAAAUUAUCGAAAAAUCAAUAUAGGCUUUAGAAAUAUCCCAAUAGGUUUAGAGAAGGUCAAUAUAAUACUUAAUCCGGUGCAUGAAUGAUCAUGUAAGUUAGUCAUAUUAUUUGGCUUUGCGGAGUGCACCAUUUUGUCAUGUCACUUGACAUCAUCUACUGCUCUAACUAGAAAUUAUGUCCAGGGUCUCUGCUGAUGUCGGUCUGAAGGGGAAGUUAAGAUAUAUUGGUUAUUCGAUAUUGGGCCUCACUCAUGCUAUAGUUGCCACGCUGAACCCAAACGGUACUAAAGACACCUGGCCACGCCGACUUCUAGCAGCUGUUGUGUUGCUGUGUCACCUGCUGGUGGGCCCUAUAGUAGUGUGCCCACUAGCGGCUCUCUACAUGUGUGGGCCGCUGUUCAGCGCCGGGAUUUCAGCGUGGCGUCUCAUAGAACAUGAUUACGUCGUCCCCAAGAAGGAAGAACAUACACACCUGCAGCCAGCGCUGAUUGUCUUGUACUCUUUGGCUAUGUUGCAGGGUUUCCUCUUCUGUUACAGGUUUUACUCCUCUUUUGCGCGAGAGGACCUAGUGAACGACGUGGCGGAAGAGUACAAGAUGAACAACAUCAAAGAGGCUGUGGAGGAAUACCUGCGUGAGACGGUGAACAAGUGCGAGAAGGACCCAGCAUUCUUCAAGGAAACAAACCUGGCGACAUAUGCUGUGGGAAUGAUCAAGUCUGAAUCAUCUGAAAGCUUCCUUUCCGGGGCAAAGAUUCUGGACGCGCUGUUGGAGCACGCGCCCACAGUCACAGCAGAGGAGCGCACACUCACAGCAGAGCUCAUCAGUUUGGUGGCGUCCUCUAGCCAUGUACUCGAGAAGCUGCUGCAGGCGCUGGAUUCCACAAGCCCAUACGGCGAGACGAUUAGGGUGGUUGCUGCCAACAUAGUGACGCACCUUGCCAGCAGGAUUCCUCUGAUGCAAUUCCCGCAAGGGAUCCAGCGCAUAGGCUCGCUCAUCGACAUCUCUCAGCAGCAAUUCGAAGAUGACUGGCGUAACGACUACAAGAAGCUCAUGGAGAACGGCUUCGUUAUCCUCCGCAAGCUCGCUGCCGACGAGGACAACUGCAGAACCAUAAGCAACGCCCAGGGCCUGCUCUCCAAGGUCUUGGCGCCGGUAAGCUCCGACCUGCUCCACCUCAUCGACCACGAGGCAUGGUCGACCACCAUCGCAGCCGCGUCGCUGCAAGUCAUGUGCCGCCUCGUGGCUGCUCCGGGAGAGACUGGCGCUAGGCUGCGUAGACAAAUCUCAAGCGACAAGGAAGCGAUCCAUGGCAUGGAGAGGAUCCUAAGGUGCUGUGGAUGCAGUGAACAUGUUCGCAUAUUAACCAUUCAGAUUCUCACGCACCUAGCCAUGGGCAUGGAUGAGGAGUCUGUGCGUGUGAACAAGGAAAGCAGAGAAAAUUUUAUCAAGAUGCUCCCUUCCAUUUUCACCGAUGAAGCCAAAGACUGCUCCAUUAGGAAAUUGGCAGGUGAAGCACUGUUGAAGCUAAGUCAAAGCGAAAACAAUGCUGCCAUCAUCUUGAAGGCAAAUGAUCAUGUUGUCCGCGAUCUCAGUAAAAUCCUCCUUUUAGGUGCUGCGCCCAAGAGCACAAAUCGAAUUAUGGCAGCUAAAACACUCAAGCAUCUCUACGUUCAUUACAAAGAGAAUGAUGAGUAUCUCAGGGCACUCAAGGAAACCAUGGAGGACGUGAUGCCAAAGAUUCUCCGAGAAAUAUUACCCCCUGUUGUGCUGAAUGGAAACGAUACACUAGCAGAAAACAGAACAUAUGGACAAAGUUCUCCUUUGCAAAGCCCCACUGACAUAGAAGCCCAAGUUCGUGCUCCACAAGAUGACGGCCGUAGCAACAACAAUUCAACUUGUCAGCAAAAUGAUGACAAGAAAUUGCACGCAGCUCUAUUAUCUCUUGCUAUGGCAAUAUUUGACAAAUUGAUCACCCAAGAUCAUAAUUUGGCUCAACUGGUCGAUAAAAUUUCUCCUGGAGAUUCUCCAACGAGCUUUGCCAAUAAGCUCAACGAGAUUGUGCGGACAAAGAGUCAGCCCAUGGCAAGUUGCUUGAGCAUGAUGAGGAAUGCCAGCAAGAUGGUCAUAUCAAUGAUGAAACACAGUGACAGCUACCUCAAAGAACACUUCUUGAUGAUCUUCAUCCAAUCUUUGUCCGAUGCUUGCAAGGCCAUGUCAUGUAUCGAGAGCUCUAUGAUUUUAUAUAGUGCCAAUCGUGGCCCAGUGAAGCCUCACAAGACUCUCACUUCUCUACUGAAAGAAGCACAGGAACUUGUAGGCUCAAAGGAGCCAAAAGAGCGGUGAACUACACGAGCCAUGUCUGUCCAUGGAGGCCAGCUGAUUGGUUGGAAUAAUUCGACGGAUCGGAUGAAAAAUGAAGUAGACAGAACCAUCUGCAGUAUGUUUGCAGAGACUGUAUGACCUCUGGGUUGGAACUGCUAUUGUUCUUUGUAUGUGUGUCUGAACCCUGUUAUCCUAUGCUAUCAUUUCUGAACUGCGAAGUUAAACGA